This is a messenger RNA of Xiphophorus maculatus (southern platyfish), 2218 nucleotides long. RefSeq names its product transmembrane protein 240 (gene tmem240a). Lineage: Eukaryota; Metazoa; Chordata; Actinopteri; Cyprinodontiformes; Poeciliidae. The transcript is spliced from 4 exons. The coding region runs from base 894 to 1421 and encodes 175 amino acids. The record is from RefSeq and is a predicted model, not a curated record.
UCUCCUCUCUUCACUUCCCAGCUCCCCUCCCUCUAACCGCCCACUGUACACACUAUCGCGCUCGCGCGCACACGCACGGGCAGUGGAAGUGGGUGCUCGUGUAGCUGCUGGAAGCCAGGAUGGGAUAAUCAUGCGCGUCUGGCUCCGGGCGUUGAUGCAGUUGCCGAUGCUGGAUAGGGACUGGUCUCGGGGCGCAGGGUGGGUCUAGGUGCAGGCCACGGUGCUGCUUGGACCGCGUCUGGAUGUUUGUCAGGCCAAUCCGAGGAAGACUGUAGGGCGAUGGCCGCGAGAGGUGUUGGUGCUGCAGCUCUUUGAAACGUUCUCGCCUGAUGGAGGACGGGAUUCACCGGCACUGAAGCGCAGAGCGGGGUCUGGAGGAACUUGGGGGGGAAAAGAGGGAAGAGGGCACCGAGGCUUCCCCCUCUUAGAGGAUACAAAAAAAAAAAGAAAAAAAAAAGAGAGACGCAUUUCAUGAUUUUUCUUCGGGUGAUGUUAAUUUGAACGUUGGAAUAGAGGUGGACGGGGAGGGGGAGAAACGGAGCUAGAGCAGCGGAUUCCUUUCGAAUCGGCAAUUAAGGAGCGGACAGCCUCUGUGGAGCCGCAUCCGUCCGACCGACCGACCGACCGACCGGGGUGGUGGUGGUGGUGGGGGACCUUACUUGGAUGGAGAGAGGGUGCAGGGAAGGCUGAGAGAGAACGGCUCGCCGUGUGUAGGAGGAGGAGGAGACGGAGGGACAACCGGGCAGUUUGAAGGGACGGGGGAGCCAGGAGCGGCGCGGCGGCUCCAUGAGCGGCUCCUGCCGGGAGAGAGCGCCCACAGCCCAGCCGGAGCGUCUCCACUGCCGCGGGUAGAAGCCCGGGCUCCAAGACGGCGGUCAGUUUUGGAAGUUUUGAUGCAUAUGAUCACAACCACCAUGAUUUUUAUGAUUCUUGGUGCUUCAGUUGUAAUGGCGAUAGCCUGUUUAAUGGACAUGAACGCACUACUGGACCGCUUUCACAACUACAUCCUACCGCAUCUACGAGGGGAGGACCGCGUCUGUCACUGCAACUGUGGAAGGCAUCAUGUUCACUACGUAAUCCCGUACGAUGGGGACCACUCCUUAGUGGACUCUUCAGAGAACUACUUUGUGAGUGACAGUGUGACCAAGCAGGAGAUGGACUUGAUGUUGGGUCUGCUGUUGGGUUUCUGCAUCAGCUGGCUGCUGCUGUGGCUUGACGGAGUCCUGCACUGUGCCGUCAGGGCCUGGAGGGCGAGCCGGUACUACGAUACUCCAUCCUGGUCGUGGUUACCGCAGUUCUGCAACCUCCGAGACCUCCGUCGCCGAGCCCAGCUAAGACAGCUGGAGGACUCCAGCGGCAACAUGGUCCACAUCAAGCAGAAGCUCUACCACAAUGGCCACCCCAGUCCUCGACACCUCUGACUCUAAAAAUCACAAAGAGAGAGAGAGAGAGAGAGAAAACAUAAAUAAGAAUGAAAAUGCAGAUCUUCCCCUUGAAUCUCAUACAUUUUAAAACACCUCCACUCGUUCUUGCCAAAACUUUCCCCACGGCCAAACUUUGCCUCAGAGACCUGUAAAACUGCCCCCCCCCCCCCGCCCCUCUCUGUUCAUGAUGUGGUCCUCUUUCAGAACCUUCCAACUGGACUUUCUUUUGACCCUGAACCUUUCUCUGUCAGCACUAAAAAAAAAAAAAUUUGAAAAAAUCCCAAAAUGGAAUGAGAUUUUACUCUCUUCCCACUAAAAACCUGGUCUUAAGUCUGUGUCCUCUACCGUGGGAGGAAGAAAACAUUUUUAAGGGUGGUCUUUUUUUUCUGUAUAAAGACAUUUUCUGUGUUUAUUGUUAAACUUGGCAUGCUCUUUUAGAACAGGGUGGGAAGAGUAUGAAAUGAGGAGGUGAGACUGGGUUUUCUUUUUGUUUUCCUCUAUCAGAUGGGGCUUUAUUGGUUAUGACAGGCAGGUUUGUGGUUUGUUUUGUGAUGGUUAGACUGCUGCUUCUGUAAAUAGGUAAAAAUACAGAAUUUAACAGGCCAGUGGGGGGGCUUUUUGUGUGAGUUGUUCAUUGGUGGAAAACUUGGACACUUGGACUGCGUGAGUGAACGUUAGAGGAAGAAGGAACUGGAAAUUGGAUGUGAAACAAUGUGAUUUCUGCUAAAAACACAGAUUAAUUAGCUUUGUUACUUAGUGAAUUAACUGAAUGUAUUAAUUUCCCCCCCCCCCCU